Messenger RNA from Chelmon rostratus (copperband butterflyfish), 1341 nucleotides. It is a transcript of the gene wdr82, whose product is annotated as WD repeat domain 82. The record is from RefSeq and is a predicted model, not a curated record. The transcript has 9 exons. Gene Ontology annotation, cellular component: Set1C/COMPASS complex. Bases 211 to 1152 code for a protein of 313 amino acids. Lineage: Eukaryota; Metazoa; Chordata; Actinopteri; Chaetodontiformes; Chaetodontidae. Gene Ontology annotation, molecular function: chromatin binding; protein binding.
AAGGCGGUGCUUUUUCCUCCCUCCUUUUACUCCCGUGAAUCAGGAGUAUCACAGGCGGGCUUUCGUCGCUGUUUUUGAACCAGACUUCUUUUUAAAAUGACUUGUUAGCACCAUUACAUAUACAUACAUACGAAUUACCAUAAGGGGCAUCUGUACGCCGAUUUAAAGUAAAACGAGGGCCUGCUUCCCCUCAGACACAGACAGGCCAUCAUGAAGCUGACGGACAAUGUGCUGCGGAGCUUCAGAGUUGCUAAGGUGUUUCGAGAAAACUCAGACAAAAUUAAUUGUUUUGACUUCAGUUCAAACGGAGAAACGAUUAUUUCCAGCAGCGACGACGAUUCGUUAGUCUUGUACGACUGCCAAGAGGGAAAACCCAAGAGGACUCUCUACAGUAAGAAGUAUGGAGUGGAUCUGAUCAGGUACACACAUGCUGCAAACACUGUGGUCUACAGUUCCAACAAAAUCGAUGAUACCAUCCGGUACCUGUCCCUUCAUGACAACAAAUACAUCCGCUACUUUCCUGGGCAUAACAAGAGAGUGACAUCACUCUCCAUGUCUCCUGUGGACGACACAUUUAUUUCUGGCUCUUUAGAUAAAACUAUCAGACUGUGGGAUUUGCGGUCACCUAACUGCCAGGGUCUGAUGCACCUGCAGGGGAAGCCAGUGUGCUCCUUUGAUCCAGAGGGCCUAAUCUUUGCUGCUGGAAUAAAUUCAGAGAUGGUUAAACUUUAUGACCUGCGGUCGUUUGACAAGGGCCCCUUUGCAACCUUCAAGCUUCAAUAUGACCGGACAUGUGAGUGGACAGGACUCAAGUUCAGCAAUGACGGGAAACUCAUUCUUCUUUCUACGAAUGGUGGAGCCCUUCGCAUCUUGGAUGCUUUCAAGGGUGCUGUGCUACAUUCCUUCGGGGGCUACAACAACAGUAAAGGUGUAACACUGGAGGCGUCGUUCACUCCGGAUUCUCAGUUUGUUAUGAUUGGCUCUGAGGAUGGAAAGAUCCACGUGUGGAAUGCAGAGAGCGGUAUGAAGGUAGCAUUACUAGAUGGGAAGCACACAGGACCAAUUACCUGCCUGCAGUUUAACCCCAAGUUCAUGACGUUUGCAAGUGCCUGUUCCAACAUGGCAUUCUGGCUCCCCACCAUUGAUGACUGAUGACGGGUUCUGUUGAAGACCAAAGUCGAAGUGACCAGCAGGGGUCAGCACAGCCUGAUCUGUGUAAAUUUCACAGGAAGUUUUGCCGAGUUCAAUUCAAAUUGUAAAUAAGUAGUUUGCAGAAAUAGAUUGUUUUGUCUAUUCUUUUUUUUAUAUUUCUAUUUAACAUUAAACCAUUUCUUUGUAAGA